This is a messenger RNA of Hypanus sabinus (Atlantic stingray), 2812 nucleotides long. RefSeq names its product gastrula zinc finger protein XlCGF26.1-like. Gene Ontology annotation, biological process: regulation of transcription by RNA polymerase II. The transcript is spliced from 2 exons. Gene Ontology annotation, molecular function: DNA-binding transcription factor activity; RNA polymerase II cis-regulatory region sequence-specific DNA binding. NCBI's taxonomy places the organism in Eukaryota, Metazoa, Chordata, Chondrichthyes, Myliobatiformes, Dasyatidae. The record is from RefSeq and is a predicted model, not a curated record. Bases 25 to 1893 code for a protein of 622 amino acids.
UGAUUCACUCGAUCAUCUAACCAAAUGGCACACCAGUCAGUUCACACUGGCGAGCGGCCGUUCACCUGCUCAGACUGUGGGAAGGGAUUCACUAUAUCAUCUCACCUACUGAGACACCAGUCAGUUCACACUGGCGAAUGGCCGUUCACCUGCUCAGACUGUGGGAAGGGAUUCACUUGCUCAUCUAACCUGAAGGAACAUCAGAGAGUUCACACUGGAGAGAGGCCAUUCACCUGCUCAGACUGUGGGAAGGGAUUCACUUCUUUGUCCCAACUGAAGGUACAUCAGCGAGUUCACAGUGGAGAGAGGCCGUUCACCUGCUCAGACUGUGGGAAGGGAUUCACUUCUUCGUCCCAUCUGAAGGUACAUCAGCGAGUUCACACUGGAGAGAGGCCGUUCACCUGCUCAGACUGUGGGAAGGGAUUCACUUGCUCAUCUAACCUGAAGGAACAUCAGCGAGUUCACACUGGAGAGAGGCCAUUCACCUGCUCAGACUGUGGGAAGGGAUUCACUUCUUCGUCCCAUCUGAAGGUACAUCAGCGAGUUCACACUGGAGAGAGGCUGUUCACUUGCUCAGACUGUGGGAAGGGAUUCACUUCUUCGUCCCAACUGAAGGUACAUCAGCGAGUUCACACUGGGGAGAGGCCGUUCACCUGCUCAGAAUGCGGGAAGGGAUUCACUUGCUCAUCUAAACUGAAGGUACAUCAGAGAGUUCACACCGGGGACUGGCCGUUCACCUGCUCAGACUGUGGGAGGGGAUUCACUUCUUCGUCCCAACUGAAGGUACAUCAGCGAGUUCACACUGGGGAGAGGCCGUUCACCUGCUCGGACUGUGGGAAGGGAUUCACUUACUCGUCCCAACUGAAGGUACAUCAGCGAGUUCACACUGGAGACAGGCCAUUCACCUGCUCAGUCUGUGGGAAGGGAUUCACUCGGUCAUCCACCCUAAUGGCACACCAGCGGGUUCACACAGGGGAGCAGCCGUUCACCUGCUCAGAAUGUGGGAAGGGAUUCACUUGCUCAUCUAAACUGAAUGAACAUCAGCGAGUUCACACUGGAGAGAGGCCAUUCACCUGCUCAGACUGUGGGAAGGGAUUCAGUAAAUCAUCUGACCUACUGAGCCACCAGUCAGUUCACACUGGCGAGCGGCCGUUCACCUGCUCAGACUGUGGGAAGGGAUUCACCUGCUCAGUGUGUGGGAAGGGAUUCACUAAAUCAUCUCACCUACUGAUCCACCAGUCAGUUCACAAUGGCGAGUGGCCGUUCACCUGCUCAGACUGUGGGAAGGGAUUCACUCAGUCAUCUAAACUGAAGGAACAUCAGAGAGUUCACACUGGGGAGUGGCCAUUCACCUGCUCUGAAUGUGGGAAGGGAUUCAUUAAAUCAUCCCACCUACAGUUGCACAGGUCUGUUCACACCGGGGAGAGGCCGUUCACCUGCUCAGACUGUGGGAAGGGAUUCACUUGCUCAUCUAAACUGAAGAUACAUCAGCGUGUUCACACCGGGGAGAGGCCGUUCACCUGCUCAGACUGUGGGAAGGGAUUCACUAAAUCAUCUCACGUACUGAGACACCAGUCACUUCACAGUGGCGAGCGGCCGUUCACCUGCUCAGACUGUGGGAAGGGAUUCACUUGCUCAUCUCAAAUGAAGGUACAUCAGCGAGUUCACACUGGAGAGAGGCCAUUCACCUGCUCAGACUUAGGGAAGGGAUUCACUUGCUCAUCUGAACUGAAGGUACAUCAGCGAGUUCACACUGGGGAGAGGCCAUUCACGUGCUCAGAGUGUGGGAAGGGAUUCACUAAAUCAUCUAACCUCCUGAGCCACCAGUCAGUUCACACUGGCGAGCGGCCUGCUCAGACUGUGGGAAGGGAUUCAGUUGCUCAUCCCAACUGAAGGUACAUCAGCGAGUUCACACUGGGAGAGGCCGUUCACCUGCUCAGUGUGUGGGAAGGUAUUGACUCAGUCAUCUCAUCUACAGACACACAGGCGAGUUCACACAGGAGAGAGGCCGAUCAGCUGCUGAGACUUUGGGAAGUAAUUCUAUCAGCAAAAUCAACCAAAUGUGUAUCAUUGAGUUCACAGUGGGGAGAGGCCAUUCACCUUCUGUGAAUGUGGGGAGCGAUUCACUCAGGACAUUUAACCUUAUGUAACUCUUGCUUCAGCUAGCAACUUAAUAUAGGGGGUGAUAGCCCCUGAGCUUGGCCAAACCUAAGAAAUCUCGUUUGUGUGAAUGCUGCAUGAUGUGUCCCCUGUUACAAAUCAGUACCCCAAAAAUAACAAAUGGUACACAAUAUGCGAUUAAACAAUUGAGCUAUUUACUUCUUACUUUGACUAUGGGAUUAGUAAAGGAAACAAAUAAAGGUAAAAGGGCCCUUUCUCUCCAUUUGUGUCUUCUCAUCUCUCCCUGGCAAAAGACCGUGAAAAUCUACCUUCCAGACUCACAGGAAAGGACAAUAUCUUUAUCAUUGGAUAGCUAGGCACUCCAAAACCCUGUUAUUUCUAGUCAUAAGCUAAACAUUGCUGCUGCAGAGAAAUCAUUAGCUCUGCAGUGAAAUAUAACACAGACACCAUUACAUUAGCAGUGAAAUCUCACAGCCUGUUACAUUUGUGACACACUACCGGCUUCACACAGCGGAAAAAGUUUCAAUAAGUUGCAUGCUGGAUAUUUGUCCAUCACUGUUGCUAAAGCUAUUUUGAGAGUGACUAUCAGUGCUGAACUCUGCAAUUAUUGCUGCUGCUCACCGCAUUCAGUUCUGGGCACAGGAGGAGUUUCUUCUACUGCAUAUUCACCUUUAAUGGGACUGGAGUUUAA